Molecule: messenger RNA, 663 nt
Organism: Aspergillus calidoustus
Lineage: Eukaryota; Fungi; Ascomycota; Eurotiomycetes; Eurotiales; Aspergillaceae
Source: the annotation of a GenBank genome assembly
AUGCCAUCUCCUCACCUCAAAUACCUCCAACAAUGCCUUUCCCUCGCCGAGAAAUCCCCUCCACGCCCCACAAACUUCCGCGUUGGCGCUAUCCUCCUCUCGCGACAAGAAGGCGAUCUCUAUUUCGAACAUGAUGAGGUUCUGUCCACAGGCUACACAAUGGAACUAGCCGGCAACACACACGCCGAGCAAUGCUGUCUCUCAAACUAUGCCUCUGCACACUCCGUUCCAGACGACCAAAUAGCUUCCGCGCUCCCUGAUACGCCGGGCCGCAAGCUGAUUCUCUACGUGACCAUGGAGCCGUGCGGGAAACGGCUCUCUGGGAACCUACCCUGUGUGCAACGGAUCAUUCAAACGCGAGAUGGUGGGCGAAGGGGUAUUCAGAAGGUGUACUUUGGGGUGAAGGAGCCUCAGACGUUUGUGGGGGAAUCGGAGGGGUGUAGAAUGUUGACCGAGGCGGGAAUUGAAUGGGGUGUUGUGCAAGGGAUGGAGAGAGAGAUUCUAAGUGUUGCGACGGCAGGGCAUGAGAAUUCAGAGGAGGAGGUUAAGGAGGCAUUGAAGCAUGUCGAGACGAAUCUGGAUGAUAUUAGUGAUGAGGAACAGCAGAGGCAGGACCAGAUCAAGGGGAAUCCGAAGAAAAGGAUAAUGGAGACGAGACAAUGA